AGGUGCUGCAAGAGGAGGAGCAACACAGGUAGCUUCAACGUCGCAUUCCUGAAGUAAAACGUAUUGUUGUUCGGAGCUGCAGUCAGUCAAGACAGAGGUAUUCUGUCUGAAGAAAUAUUAUACUAAGUUCGUCAGGUCUUCUCAACAACUUACUCUAAUACUGACAUGUCUUCUGUCAGCUGCCUGCUACAUGAAGAUCAGUUCCUCUGCUCCAUCUGUCUGGAUGUGUUCAGGGAUCCAGUCAGCACACCAUGUGGACACAACUUCUGUAAUACCUGCAUCAUUGACCACUGGAAUAGUAAUGACAAAUACCAGUGUCCUAUGUGUAAAGAGGCUUUUGCCACAAGACCAGAUUUGAAAGUGAAUACUUUACUCUCUGAGAUGGUGGCUCAGUUCAGACAGUCGGCUCAACAGAAAGCCAGAAGCAGCAGCAGCAGCAGCAGCAGCUCAGAGCAACAAGUCUUCAAAGCAGGAGAAGUUCCCUGUGACGUCUGCACUGAAACCAAACUGAAGGCCCUGAAGUCCUGCCUGGUGUGUCUGACCUCCUACUGUGAGACUCACCUGGAGCCUCAUCUGACAGCUUCAAGCCUGAAAAGACAUCAGCUGAUCGACCCUGUGGAGAACCUGGAAGACAGGAUGUGUCCGAAGCACGAUAAACCUCUGGAGCUGUUCUGUAAGACCGACCAGACAUUUGUGUGUCUGCUCUGCCAUGUUUCAGACCACAAGAUGCAUGAUGUGGUUCCUCUGGAAAAAGAAUAUGGAGAAAAGAAGGUCAAACUGUGGAAGACAGAGGCGGAAAUUGAGCAGAUCAUCCAGAAAAGACAACUGAAGAUUCAGGAGAUCACACGGUCAGUCGACCUUGGUAAAGAAGAUGCAGACAGACAGGUAGCAGAAGGUGUUCGGGUCUUCACUGCUCUGAAGGAGUCUGUUGAGAGAGGACUAAACAAGCUCAUUCAAACAAUAGAAGUGAGUCAGGAAAUGGCACAGAAACAGGCUGAGGUUUUAAUCAAAGAGCUGGAACAGGAAAUCUCUGAGCUGAAGAAGAGAAGCUCUGAGGUUGAGCAUCUCUUACGCUCUAAAGACUACCUCCAUCUUCUCCGAAGCUUCCAGUCCUUUAAAUCUGCUCCCCAUACAAAGGACUGGACAGAGGUCAGUGUCUGUCAAUCAUACGAGGGGACAGUAGUAAGAAAUGUGCGCCAGCUGGAGGAGACAAUCAGUAAAGAGAUUUUGAAGCUGCUUCCUGUGGCUGAGCUGAAGAGGGUCCAGAGGUACGCAGUGGAUGUGACUCUUGAUCCUGAUGCAGCACAAGCUGAACUCAGACUGUCUGAUGAUGGGAAAGAAGUAAAUCAUUGUGGUGGGAAGAAGAAGAAUCUCCCGGACAAUCCAGAGAGAUUUACUAAUCGUACUUUUGUUUUAGGAAAGCAGGGUUUCUCUGCAGGCAAAUUCUACUAUGAAGUUCAAGUUAAGGGGAAGAUCAACUGGGAUUUAGGAGUGGUCAGAGAGUCGAUCAACAGGAAGGGAGGAAUCUCAAUGAGCCCUCAGUAUGGCUAUUGGGCGAUAUGUUUGAGAAAUGGAAAUAGGUACAAUGCUCAUGCGGACCCUCCAGUCAGCCUCUCUCUGAAGUCUGUGCCUCAGAAGGUGGGGGUGUUUGUGGAUUAUGAGGAGGGUCUGAUCUCCUUUUAUGACGUAGAUGAUGCAGCUCUUAUCUACUCCUUCACUGGCUGCUCCUUCAACGGGAAACUGUUACCGUUCUUCAGUCCCUGUAAUAAUGAUGGUGGUAAAAACUCUGCACCUCUGAUCAUCUGUCCUGUCAAGGCCUGACCUUAUCAUGACUACUUUAUAGAACAAUAAAAGCAUUGACAACGGUACAUAUAGUCAUUAAAUGCGUCUUUUACCUUUCAUAUCCACAUUGUAAAUGUGUACGAGAAAACAUUUCAUUGCACAAAAGGAGCAGAAAAUAGGAUGCCAAUGGGUUACAGACAUACCAAAAACACAAGCCUGGCUGAUCCAUUUUUAAAUUAAAGUAUGUUUUGUUAAUUUUUGGUAAGAAAUGCUAAUGUUUGUGAGGUAAUGUGCAGUGAUGUGGUCAAUAAUGAAAAAAGAACACCCCCUAUACACGGCUACAUACUACAUUACAUUACUUGUUAUUUGUUAGACGCUUUUAUCCAAAGCGACUUACAUACUCAAUACUGUGGGCAAUCCCCACAGGAGCAAUUUGGGCUGAAGUGUCUCAGGGACACAACGACAUGCUGACUGCAGUGGGGUUUGAACCUGUGACCCCCAGAUCCCAACACCAAGGCACUAUCCACUGCGCAAAUAAACCUACAACUUGAUUCAGAAAAUUCAUUUAACAUUUUUUAUUGAUUAAAAAAGAUUGGUCAAUUUGCGGGCUAUUAGCGUAAAUUAGAAUGUCCAGCUGGACCAAUCAGAAUUGAGUAUUCACCUAAACUGUGGAAUAAUUAGUAUUAAUGCACUGUUCUUUAUCAUUUGUUUUAUGAGCUUUCUAUUUUUACUGUGUGUCAUAAAAGUUACGUUUUUUCUUACUGUUAAAACUGUCAAUUUGUUUUUAAAUGUAAUACUUCUUAGAGACAACAUCUUUUUUUUAGUGGUUUCUGUUUUGCUCCACAAUGUAGUGAUAAUUAUGAAUUGUUUACUUUGUGAAUCACUGGACUGGGGAUGCACUGAUAUGCGGUUAUUUUAGUUAGAUCUUAGUUAUUGGUAUGAAUGUUAUUUAGCUCUGGGAACUGUUCUGUUAAUCUCUUUGGAUGUUAAUAUACGCCAUGUCUUUAUUCAACUUUUAUAGAAAAACUUUGAUAACAUGCAAGCCUUGUCACAAAACCAUGAACAGUGUUGGUAUUGGUAAACAACCACGUGCCUUCACAACAACAAUACAGAUAAUUAUUGAGUAUGUGAGGGAGAAUCUCAUACUCAACUGAAAAUGAGAAAGAGCUACUAAAUCAAACAAUAUACAAUGUAAUGAUUAUGAAUCAUUUCUACUAUAUUUCUAGUUUUGUAUCUAUUUGUCUUUUUUUAAUAAAAUGUUUUAUAUGAAG
Gymnodraco acuticeps is the source of this 3053-nucleotide messenger RNA. Its product is annotated as E3 ubiquitin-protein ligase TRIM39-like. Lineage: Eukaryota; Metazoa; Chordata; Actinopteri; Perciformes; Bathydraconidae. Bases 166 to 1821 code for a protein of 551 amino acids. The transcript is spliced from 2 exons. The record is from RefSeq and is a predicted model, not a curated record. Gene Ontology annotation, molecular function: protein binding; zinc ion binding.